AUACAGACUUUGAAGUGAAUCGAGCGCAGAAAAACGGAUGAGUUUGAUGCUCGCGGAGGUCUAUAUACUUUCUGCGCAGGCGCGCUCCUUCCUUUUUGCUGAACGUGUCAGCCAUGGCUCCGACACUGAAGAAGCCGGUCGUUCGAAAGCAGGGUGGAAAGAAGAAGAAGCAGCUCCUGAAGUUCACUCUGGACUGCACCCAUCCCGUUGAAGAUGGCAUUAUGGACGCUGCCAACUUUGAGCAGUUCCUGCAGGAGAGAAUUAAAGUGAAUGGAAAAGCUGGAAACCUUGGAGGCGGAGUGGUGUCCAUCGAGAGAAGCAAGAGCAAGAUUGCUGUGAAUUCUGAGGUCCCCUUCUCUAAAAGGUACUUGAAAUACCUGACUAAAAAGUACCUGAAAAAGAACAAUCUCAGAGACUGGUUGCGUGUUGUGGCCAAUACCAAGGAGAGCUACGAGCUGCGCUACUUCCAGAUCAACCAAGACGAAGAGGAGGAGGAUGAGGAUUAAACCUGGCACCACCACUUUUAAUAAAAAUAUAUCUGGAAAAAAGAUAA
Boleophthalmus pectinirostris (great blue-spotted mudskipper) is the source of this 553-nucleotide messenger RNA. It is a transcript of the gene rpl22, whose product is annotated as ribosomal protein L22. Gene Ontology annotation, cellular component: ribosome. Lineage: Eukaryota; Metazoa; Chordata; Actinopteri; Gobiiformes; Gobiidae. The record is from RefSeq and is a predicted model, not a curated record. The coding region runs from base 114 to 506 and encodes 130 amino acids. Gene Ontology annotation, molecular function: structural constituent of ribosome; RNA binding. Gene Ontology annotation, biological process: cytoplasmic translation. The transcript has 4 exons.